This is a messenger RNA of Tinamus guttatus (white-throated tinamou), 1132 nucleotides long. The record is from RefSeq and is a predicted model, not a curated record. NCBI's taxonomy places the organism in Eukaryota, Metazoa, Chordata, Aves, Tinamiformes, Tinamidae.
AUGGAGGAGGGGCCGUUCAAACAGGGCCGCCCCCGCCAAGUGGGAGCACCUGAGGCCGCUGCAGCCGGACACGCUGCGCCCACCAGUAAUCAACCUGAAUGUGGAAGAUGAGGUACGGUUUGUAAGAAAGACACUGAAAGUCACAAAGCCUCGAUUUGAUGCGUCCUUGGUUUAUUUGACCCGAAAAUUCAUGGAUCUUGUCAAAACAGCUCCGGAUGGUGUCCUUGAUUUAAAUGAGGUAGCCACAACUCUUGGAGUACGAAAACGAAGAGUAUAUGACAUCACCAAUGUGUUGGAUGGAAUCCACUUAAUUCAGAAAAGAUCUAAGAACCUUAUCCAGUGGGUAGGUUCUGAUCUUGAUCAAGUUUUUGGAGGGGCACCAGAACAACAAAAACUGAGAGAUGAACUUUCUGACCUGUCAGCCAUGGAAGAAGCUCUGGAUGAAUUAAUCAAGGAUUGUGCUCAUCAGUUGUUUGAACUAACAGAUGAUAAAGAAAAUGCAAAACUAGCUUAUGUGACAUACCAAGAUAUCCAUAGUAUUCAGGCAUUUCAAGAACAGAUUGUUAUUGCAAUCAAAGCUCCAGAAGAAACAAAAUUGGAAGUACCAGCUCCUAAAGAAGAUAGCAUAGAAGUGCAUAUAAAGAGCACAAAAGGACCUAUUGAUGUGUAUUUAUGUGAAGUGGAACAAGAUAAGCGAGGUGCCAAAGCUUUUGAAGAUACAGAUACUGUGACGUCUGAAAUUAAGUCAUCAGUACCUCCCGAUGAAGAGUGAGAUCUCCAAAAGCAAGCUGUGAGAUGUAAGAGAUGAAUUACAACUUAAAAUCUAAUGCAGAUUGUAAAUAUCUGUGUUAUAGAGCCUUUUCAAAACUGCUUGGAACUGCAAACUUACUGACCUGAAAUGCUGCAAAAUGUUUUAAAUUUAAAACAGCAGUGGGUUGGUUGAGAGUUUUCACAAGCCUGCUUAUCUUCCUAAAUUAAAGGAAGACAGUUCCUAGAGUUGCUUUUAGGAGUUUUGUUUUCAUAUUUGCAUGUGAUCUACAGUGCUUUGGGAAAACGGCCCUUUUAGCUUAUGAAAUAACUUUAAAUUGAUGGAAAACACAGGCAAGAAAUAACUUGUAAAAAUGAAGAUCCA